Messenger RNA from Thrips palmi, 923 nucleotides. Its product is annotated as LYR motif-containing protein 2. NCBI's taxonomy places the organism in Eukaryota, Metazoa, Arthropoda, Insecta, Thysanoptera, Thripidae. The transcript is spliced from 3 exons. Gene Ontology annotation, cellular component: mitochondrion. The coding region runs from base 536 to 781 and encodes 81 amino acids. The record is from RefSeq and is a predicted model, not a curated record.
GCAUGGUUGUACGGAAACAUGAGUGAAAGAUCCAGCAGAAAUCUGUCCUUAAAAAGGUACCUUUACCAUACAAUUCGAUUAGUCCCAGAGCUAAUUGCUAACUCAUAGCUGUGACAAAAAAGUUAAAUUCAAUCAUAAGGAAUAGAUACAUCCAUACAAGUGCGACACACAUACUAUGAAAAUAUUCAACAGUCCAUUCAGUACAAUUUUAGGUUUCACAGAUUUACAGCUCCUCUUAACAGCAAUCAUUUUGGAGGUGGCACAUUUUCGGUGGUCCUGCUUUCUUCAAAUCUUUCUGUCGCCUCUCUGACAAUUUGGAGCAGCGCAAUAGAUCUUGGAUCCAUCGCGCGGAGAUCCACCAUACCAAGAGGUUAGAAUUUUCCAAACAAACACGUAGCGACGCUUACCAAGGUGGUAAAUCCACCUUGACGCUUACGGUCGGUCCAAAACGACGACUGCUGCAGGCACGCUAACGAUUCGGACCACAUUUCGUGAGCGUGAGCGCUGUGAGCAGGAGAACUAGAAAUUGCUAGAAAUGCCUUCGGCUGCUGUGAGCACCUUUAUGGUGCAUCAGGAAGUGUUGAAGCUGUAUCGAAAUUUCUUCAGAUCUCUCAGAGAAGUAGAGUCCCCCUCCGACCGUCAGCAACUUCAAAAAUGGGUGCAAGCUGAUUUCCGAAAAUAUAAACACGAGACAGAUGAGGUUACCAUACGAAAUUUAAUUGUGAAUGGUGAAAGGGCUCUGAAAGAGCUUAGACAGUCACUGGCUCUCAGUCGCAGCUAGCCGGGCAUCCUAAUUUUAUGUUGUCAGGUCAGAGUGUUUGUGUAACAUUAUAAGGAAUGAAUUUUUUGUGUCAAUUUGUAUUAUAUGAUUCUUUUUUCAUUGGUGGUGAACAAUACCCUUUAAAUAAAUAUUAGAACAAGCA